CCAGACCCAGCAACAAAUCUCGGGUCAACAAUCUGUCAUAAGAGCAGGUGGUUUUUGAAGAAGAGCAAAUAGGUGAACCGGACCAAACUCGUGAACCGGAGGGUCCUCAUCCCGAAGCUAACUUUGAUGAACCACCCCUUCAAGACCAGAAUAUUGAUGAACAACCAGAAGCUGAUCCUGCUGUGCCUGACACUGAACCGGCAGCUCCAAACCGGGCUAGUCUGGUGAGAGGUAUUGAUACUCCAUCAUCACCCGCAAAAACUACUGAAGGCCAAGGAGAUGAUGUUAUCAUUACUGGCAUGGGCCACAGCUCUCCUGGCCAUCCUAUAAUCUUGGCCCAACAUAGUGCCAAAGAAGAGUGUGCUGCCAGGGGAAAGGGUAAAUGGAGCACUGGCUUAUCAAGCUAUGCUCAUCUCAGUGUUGAAGAACUUCACUCCGGUUUUUUAAACCGUCUGCACUCAAACCGUGACUAUGAAGCCGGUUUGGUGAACCUGAUGAAGGAACGCUAUGAGGCCGAGCUAAGCAAUAGAUAUGCCCGAACCGCUGAUUUGCAAGAGAACGUGAAGUCCCAACAAGAAGAGGCUGUGAAAGCCAAGGAGGAGCUGACCAAAGCCCUGACAGCUAUGGAAAAGCUAAAGGAGUCUUUUAACAAGGAACAUGCUGACUGGGAAACCGAAAAGGCCGGUUUAACCAAAAGAGCUGAGGAUGCCGAAGCAGCCCUGAAGCCAGUGAUGAAGCUGUGUACCUAGGGUAGGGUCAUGGACCUGUCCAAACUGACCUACCCAAGGACAUCUCCAGAAGAAAUCAUCUUUCAAUCGACUUGAAGGUGUCUCACUCGACAGGCUUGAGGAUACUCGACCAAGAAGCAAUCACUCGACCAAGACCAAGCCAGUCGACGGUCAGGUGACCUAAAGGCGCUCCGCAUGCUAACGGUCGGUUAUUAAGUAGCUUUUAUGGUCAUCAUAGCACUUUAUUACUAGCGUUACCAGUAACGCCCUGCCUUAAUGUACAUUGAACCCUUUGUAUCGUGGGCUGGUUGGGGUCUUGGCGCACUCUAUAUAAGCCACCCCCCUCCUUCGAAACAAGGGUUCGCACGCCUGUAAUUCACACAUGCAUA
This is a messenger RNA of Triticum aestivum (bread wheat), 1117 nucleotides long. RefSeq lists its product as uncharacterized. Bases 300 to 749 code for a protein of 149 amino acids. The transcript has 2 exons. The record is from RefSeq and is a predicted model, not a curated record. Lineage: Eukaryota; Viridiplantae; Streptophyta; Magnoliopsida; Poales; Poaceae.